AUGCCCCGCAAGUCCAAAUCGCCCAAGAAGACGGAGACGUCCCUGACCUCGCUCAAGGUCGAGGACACGGUCGCCCCCCAGGUUCACCUCCGGCGAUCGAACCGUCGCUGGUCCAAGACGAUGCCCCCGGAGGGCGCGUCGGACUCCAACCCGGGCAAUGCGCUGGGCUUCAGGCCACCAGCGGACGAGGACCUGAACAGCGAGGAGAUUCGGGAGUAUAAGGACACCAUGAAGGAAGACAUGAGGCUUGCCAUCGAGGGCCUCGCCCGGAUGGAGCGACGGUUAAGGAGUGCCACCAAGUGCCAGAAGCUGCAGAUCGAGCAGGAGGCCCGCUCCUCGGGAACGCGCAAGUCCGUCCUCGAGGUCAUGGAUCAGACAGCCGACGCCGACGACGACGCCUCGGUCAUUCAAAAUGCGAGCAUAAAGCUCACGAAACCCACAAAAGGGCCGGGAACGGAAGUUGAAAAGGGAGGCCAACAACUUCCCACCCCUGACGAAGAGGAAGACAGAAAGGACGACUACGCCAGAGACAUCUCCAAGGGCGCCAGCCUGGACCCGGAGAGCCGGAGGAUAGACGCCCCGGAAGAAGCACCCGACGUGCCCGAGCGCGGCGCCGCCAGGACGCCGCCCGUCAACAGUCCCUACCUGCCGUUACCUUGGAAGGGACGGCUGGGUUAUGCGUGCUUAAACACGUAUUUGCGCUCGGCCAAGACGCCCAUCUUCUGCUCCCGGACGUGUCGGAUGGCGUCCAUCAUCGACCACCGGUACCCGCUCUUCGACGAGUCUCAGCCCGAACACCCGGUCAAAAAUCGACCCGACAAGUCCAAGGAACCGUCCAUUGAGCGGGGCCAGAAGUUUCUCCAGACGUUGGGUUUGGCUAAUGCCCGCGACAUUGUCCGCAUGUUACGAUGGAACGACAAGUACGGCAUCAAAUUCAUGCGCCUCAGCUCCGAGAUGUUCCCCUUUGCCAGUCACCCCGAGCACGGGUACAGGCUGGCUCCCUUUGCUUCCGAGGUGCUUGCCGAGGCCGGAAGAGUGGCCGCUGAGCUAGGCCACCGUCUGACUGUACAUCCGGGCCAAUUCACACAGAUCGGAUCCCCACGUAAAGAGGUGGUCGACGCAGCUAUCCGCGACCUGGAAUAUCACGACGAAAUGUUGUCGCUCCUCCAACUUCCGGAGCAGCAGGACCGCGACGCCGUCAUGAUCCUGCACAUGGGUGGUGUGUACGGAGAUAAGGCGGCAACUCUUGACAGGUUCCGCCAAAAUUACGCCAAGCUUUCGCCGUCGAUCAAGGCCCGCCUCGUGUUGGAGAACGAUGACGUCGGCUGGACCGUACAUGAUCUGCUCCCGAUUUGCGAGGAGCUCAACAUUCCCCUAGUGCUCGAUUACCAUCACCACAACAUACUAUUUGACAGCACCAAGUGCCGUGAAGGGACGCUCGACAUUAGUGAUCCUGAGCUCCAGGCACGCAUUACCGCUACUUGGACCCGGAAAGGCAUCAAGCAAAAGAUGCAUUACAGCGAACCCUGUCCCGGAGCCGUGACGCCCCGCGACAGGCGCAAGCAUAGUCCUCGCGUGGCGACUUUGCCGCCCUGCCCGCCCGAUAUGGACCUGAUGAUUGAGGCCAAGGACAAGGAGCAGGCCGUGUUUGAGCUCAUGCGCAAUUUCAAGCUGCCCAUGUUCGAGCGCAUCAACGACGUGAUUCCCCAUGAGCGCGAGGAUGAGUCCCGGCCCGACCCGCCCGUGUCCAGGAAGAAGCAGAAGACCGCGACCAACCUGAAAAGAAAACGCGCCCCGGAUGAAGAAACCAUUGAGAUGAAUGACAUUGGCGCCGGCGCGAGCGAUCAGGAGCAGGUGGUAAUAACCGGCAAGGAGAUUUCAGACGAGGAUUAUGCCAUGGGCGGACCCAACAACAGGGUGUACUGGCCGCCCGGGCAGGAAGAUUGGUUGAAGCCCAUGAAGAGGGGCGCCAAACCUAUGAGGACAAAUGAUUGGCAAGAUGAGUGUUAG
Molecule: messenger RNA, 2010 nt
Organism: Parathielavia appendiculata
Lineage: Eukaryota; Fungi; Ascomycota; Sordariomycetes; Sordariales; Chaetomiaceae
Product: UV-endonuclease UvdE
Exons: 2
Coding region: 1-2010 (669 amino acids)
Biological process (GO): nucleotide-excision repair; mitochondrial DNA repair; response to UV
Cellular component (GO): mitochondrion; nucleus
Molecular function (GO): endonuclease activity
Source: RefSeq, a predicted model, not a curated record